Messenger RNA from Pleuronectes platessa (European plaice), 5251 nucleotides. It is a transcript of the gene vwa8, whose product is annotated as von Willebrand factor A domain containing 8. The transcript has 40 exons. The record is from RefSeq and is a predicted model, not a curated record. Gene Ontology annotation, molecular function: ATP hydrolysis activity; ATP binding. Bases 152 to 5137 code for a protein of 1661 amino acids. NCBI's taxonomy places the organism in Eukaryota, Metazoa, Chordata, Actinopteri, Pleuronectiformes, Pleuronectidae. Gene Ontology annotation, cellular component: cytoplasm.
GUCCCUCUCGUAUUAUCUUCCGGCUCUGACAGCAGCGGGCUGCCGGUGUUAUGAAAUGGGUUCGAGUCCGGACAGGUCGUAGCGUCACAUCGGCCUCGUGGACUUUAUUCAUUCUGUGAGUUCGAUGCCGAGGUGACGGAGGAGUUUAAAGAUGCACCGACAGGUUCUGUGUCACCGGGGCGCCUCGGUCGUCGCUGCCCGGAGGCUGCGUUCUGUCCUGGGGUCAGUGCUGGGGAGAGACGCCGGGAUGUGGAGAACACAUGAGGUCAAACUCCUCAACACAGCCGCAGGAGACACAGUGACGAUCGGAGAAAUCUCCUACAAACUGAAAAUACCUCGGAAUCCAGAGCUUGUUCCUGUCAAACACAUUUCAGACUCUCUACCUCAGACAGUGGCUCAGCACCUACGCUGGAUCAUGCAGAAAGACCUUCUGGGACAGGACGUGUUCCUCAUCGGUCCCCCGGGACCCCUGAGACGGUCCAUAGCCAUGCAGUACCUCGAAUUGACCAAACGCGAGGUGGAGUAUGUUGCUCUGUCCAGAGACACCACCGAGACGGACCUGAAGCAGAGGAGAGAGAUCCGCUCGGGGACGGCCUUCUACAUCGACCAGUGUGCUGUGAGGGCGGCAACACAAGGCCGAGUCCUGGUCCUGGAGGGGCUGGAGAAGGCCGAGAGGAACGUCCUGCCGGUCCUCAACAACCUGCUGGAGAACCGGGAGAUGCAGCUGGAGGACGGACGCUUCCUGAUGUCGGCCGAGCGCUUCGACAAGCUGCUGCAGGAGCACACCAAGGAGGAGCUGGAUGCCUGGAAGAUCGUCCGAGUGAGUGAGGACUUCCGGGUCAUCGCUCUCGGUCUCCCUGUCCCCAAGUACAAGGGCAACCCGCUGGAUCCUCCUCUGCGCUCCCGCUUCCAGGCCAGAGACAUCUAUCACCUACCGUUCAAAGACCAGUUGGAGAUGUUAUAUACAGUGGGACCAAACAUUUCUGCAGAAAGGGUCUCCCAGCUGCUCUCCCUCGCCACCACGCUGUGCUCCCAGGAAUCCUCCGACCUCGGCCUCCCUGACUUCCCUGUGGACAACCUGCUGCCUGCCCUCCACGUGCUGAACGCCUUCCCCAUGUUGUCCUCCCAGCAGUUGGUCCAGAGACUCUACCCCUACACCAGUAUAUUGGGAAAGGAUGGCCGCACAGCUGUAGAGGGCGUUCUCAGUAGAUUUGAGCUGCUGGACGGUCGGCGUGUUCCGGCUCCUGGUUCCAUCGUGAGUGUGUCAGCGGCGAGGGACACCGAGGGACGCGCUGACGUCACGUUACGCAUCAAAGACAAAGACGUCACGUUCCAGGUUCCAGCCGGGACCAAAGAGCCACGUCCACCAAGCAGCAGCCCAAACUUCAUCAGCACGCCGAGCCACUCCCAGCUGCUGUCGGAGAUGAUGCAGUCCCACAUGGUGAAGGACAUGUGUCUGAUAGGAGCCAAGGGUUGUGGCAAGUCAGUGCUGGCCAGAGAGUUUGCUGAGAUACUGGGAUACAGCAUGGAACCAGUGAUGCUCUACCAGGACAUGACAGCCCGGGACCUCCUCCAGCAGAGGUGCACCCUCCCGAGCGGGGACACGGCGUGGAGGCCGUCUCCGCUGGUCACGGCUGCCAUCGAGGGCAAGCUGCUGCUUCUGGACGGGAUCCACCGGGUCAACCUGGGAACCCUGGCUGUGCUGUCGAGGUUGCUGCACGACAGGGAGCUGGAUCUGUAUGAUGGGACCAGGCUGCUGAGGUGGGACAGAUACCAGACUCUAAAGGAACAACUGCAGCUCAGCGACGAGCAGCUGCAAGAGAGGUCCAUCCUGCCCGUCCACCCGUCCUUCAGGGUGCUGGCCCUGGCGGAGCCCCCCGUCCUGGGGGCCGCUGGAGGCAGCAGCGGAGCUCAGCAGUGGCUGGGCCCGGAGCUGCUCACCAUGUUCCUCUACCACAGUGUCACCCCGCUGGCCAGAGCAGAGGAGAUGGGCCUCAUACAGGGACUGACGCCUCAUGUUCCAGUGGAGGCAGCGGAGCAGCUACUGCACCUCACACACAGCCUGCGCCAGACCAACGACCCCACAGCCCAGUCUCUGGCCUCCUCUCUCUCCACCAGACAGCUGCUGAGGAUCUGUCGUCGUCUCUCUCAGUACCCGGAGGAGAGCGUCGCUCACGCAGUCAACAAGGCCUGUCUCUCCAGGUUCCUGCCCAGCUUGGCCCGAGCCUCUCUUGAAAAGAGCCUCACCAACUGCUCCAUCCAGGACAAACCAGAUCCUGCUGAACAAACUCAGGAUUACAGCUGUGUGGUGAAGGACGGUGUGUUGACCAUUGGCAACGUGUCGGCUCCCAUCUACAGCCCCAGUGAGAAAAUGAAGGUUCCAGAUGUUCUCUUUUAUGACAAUCCCCAGCACAUGAAGGUGAUGGAGGACAUGCUGAAAGACUUCCUGUUGGGAGAGCACCUCCUCUUGGUGGGCAACCAGGGAGUGGGUAAGAAUAAAAUAGUGGACCGGUUCCUGCAUCUGCUCAACAGGCCCAGAGAAUACCUGCAGCUCCACAGGGACACAACCAUUCAGACUCUGACCCUGCAGCCCUCAGUGCGAGACGGCAUCAUCACGUAUGAGGACUCGCCCCUGGUGAAGGCCGUGAAGAUGGGUCACAUACUCGUGAUCGACGAGGCCGACAAAGCUCCAACCAACGUCACCUGCAUCCUCAAAACGCUGGUGGAGAGCGGGGAGAUGAUUCUGGCCGACGGACGCAGAAUCAUCUCAGAUCCACGUGAAGCCGAGGGGAGGCCCAACCUCAUCGUCAUGCACCCGGACUUCAGGAUGCUGGUGCUGGCUAACAGACCUGGCUUUCCUUUCCUGGGAAACGACUUCUAUGGAGCUUUGGGUGAUAUUUUCAGCUGCCAUGCUGUGGACAACCCGAAGCCUCAGGCCGAGCUGGCGAUGCUGAAGCGUUACGGCCCCGACGUUCCCGACGCCACGCUGCAGAAGCUGGUGGCCGCGUUCGGGGAGCUGAGGUCCAUGGCCGACCUGGGAACCAUCACGUACCCCUACUCCACUCGAGAGGUGGUCAACAUCGUGAAGCACCUCCAGAGGUUCCCCGGCGAGGGUUUGGCCAACGUGGUGCGGAACGUCUUCGACUUCGACUCGUACAACAAAGACACGCGGGAGGUUCUGAUCGAAGCUCUGCACAAGCACGGGAUUCCCAUCGGAGCCAGGCCCACCUCCGUCAAGCUGGCUAAGGAGUUGCCGCUGCCGGAGCCUCAGAUGACCGGACACUGGACGAUCAACCAGGAAGGAAACGCUCGCCGCAAACUGCUCUGUCCCACCGAGACUCACCUCAUAGACAUCAAGGGCCCCGUGUUCCUGCGUGUGCAGAGUUACCCCUGCAACCGGCAGGAGAGCCGGGCGCUGAGCUUCAGUGAGGAGAAGGCCCACUGGCAGAUUCCCAUGAACGAGGUCAACAUCAUCUGUGACGUCGCCACCAAAGAAGAUGUUGUGUACGUGGCCACGUGCAACCCGGUGUCCCUGUUCUCCAUGAGCGAGCGCGGUGACACCAUCCAGAACAUGGAGCUGUACGACGUCUUCCCCAGAACCAUCAGUGGCGCCUGGCAGCCGUUUGUCACCAUCGCUCCUCUGGGGAGUCCCCUGGACGGACAGGUGGUGCUGCACGAGGAGCAGAGUAACACGGUGCUCCACGUGGACCUGGUGACGGGCGCCGUGCGGAGGCUGCUGCUGUCUCCAGACGGGGAUCAACCCGCCGGCAAGGCUUCCAACUGGUGGAGCAGUAAAGAGCAGCAGGGAGGUUAUAAAAUGUGCCGCGAGUUCGCUCACAAAAACUGGCUCCUCUUCUUCAAGGAGGAAGGGAACCAGCUGGAGGUGCUGGACGUGCUGGAGGGCCGGGUUCACUCCAUCUCCCUCCCCAUCAACCUGAAGUCCGUCUUCCUGGUGGCUGAGGACCGCUGGCUCCUGCUGGAGAGCAACACCAACAAGAAGUUCCUGCUGACCAAACCCAUGCACAUGGCAGCAGAGGAGUCCGGAGUGUGUCAGCUCCACAGCAUCAGUGAGGACGGGGCCGACUCAGGCCACGGAGCCGGCUCAGCCGAUGUGUCCGUACCUCAGAUGCUGUCACGUGACCAGUUGCCCAACGAGAACCUGAGCGCCGCUCUGAACCAGAAGAUCGUUUCUCCAAACCGCCUGCUGGCCGACAGCGGCUCCUUCGCACGGGUGGUCGUGGGCUUCCCCGACCUCAUGUCCCCUAACGAGGUGUACAGCUUCAAGAGACCCGAUGAUCUGUCGGUGAUGAAGAGCAGCGACAGCGGGGGUCACAUGUUCCUGAGGGGCGGGCCUCAGUCCAGUGCGGCCAAACAGGUGAACUGCGUCAGUCUGCUCUCAGCCAAUCAGGUCGUCCGAGCCCUUCCGCCCAGCAAGGUGCCCCUGAAAGAGGUCUACCCCAAAGACGUCACGCCUCCAAUGACGGCGGCGUAUCUGGAGGUGACUGACCUGAACUCCAAGAAGGUCAAAUACAUCCCAGUGCCGAGGUCCAUGACGGUGUCUCCUUACACCAGCUGGUUGUCCAAAGUGUCCCAGUCGGACGUGGUCAUCGCCCCCCUCGGCUCUGGGGGCGUGGUCUCAGUGGAUAUGGGCGGGUACGUGCGGCUGUGGGAGACGGGAUUGGACAGCCUGCAGCGGUCGCUACUGGAAUGGAGAAAUAUGAUUGGAACAGAGGACGGCAGGCCCAUACAGAUCACCGUCCAGAGGGAAAGCGGUCUGGAUGUCUCCGCCCCUAAACACGGCAAGAUCGAUGCCAACAACGACCCUCAUGUGGGGGGGAACCAGUGGGCAGGAGGCACAGGUGGCAGAGACACGGCCGGUCUGGGUGGAAAGGGGGGGCCCUAUCGCCUGGACGCAGGACACAAGGUCCACCAGGUUUCCCAGGCCGAGAAGGACGCGGUCCCAGAAGACGUCCGUAAAGCAGCUCGUGAAAUGGCUGAGAAGGCGUUCAAAGAAAGGCUGAAGGAGAUCAACAUGAGUGAAUACGACGCCUCCACCUACAAGCGCUUCUCCAGCGCCGUCAUGAGGCAGGUUCAGUCCCUGAGGAUCGUCCUGGACAGUCUUCAGGUCAGAUUCUAACAAACACUUCCUCCUCACCUCUGAUCACAUGAGGGCAAAACCAUCUGAUCUGCGAUCUGCUGCUCAGAUGAAGGUCAGAGGAUCAGAACCCCUGAGUUCACCACGUCAAACAAC